Messenger RNA from Purpureocillium lilacinum, 1149 nucleotides. RefSeq lists its product as uncharacterized. Lineage: Eukaryota; Fungi; Ascomycota; Sordariomycetes; Hypocreales; Ophiocordycipitaceae. The record is from RefSeq and is a predicted model, not a curated record.
AUGUCAGCGAGGCAAAUACCAUGGCGGCAGGCGCUGUCGGCCCGGCCGAGUCGACGCGCCUUGACAUCACACGCCUCCGCUUCUGCCACUACUUCCACGUCCACGUCCACGUCGGCACCCUCUCCCUUCUCCUCGCCGCGGCUACACCAGACCAUCACGCUGCCCGACGGUCGCGCCCUCGGCUUCGCAGAAUAUGGCGAUCCGGCCGGCGCCCCGAUUCUCUACUUCCACGGCUUCCCCUCGUCGCGCCUCGAGGCCCAGCCCGUCGCCUCCAUGCUCUCCCUCCUGGGCGUGCGCCUCAUCGCCCUCGACCGCCCGGGCUUCGGCCUGUCGAGCCCACAGCCGGGCCGCCGCAUCAUUGACUGGGCCGAGGACGUGCGCAGCUUCGCGCGCGGUGUCGGCGUUGACCGCUUCGCCGUGCUGGGCACCUCGGGCGGCGGGCCGUACGCGCUCGCCUGUGCGCACGCCCUUCCGCGGAACAUGGUCGCCGGCGUGGGUCUCUUUGCCAGUGGCCCGCCGUGGGAGGCCGGCGCGCAGCUCAUGUCGCGGACGAGGCGCGUGGCGAGGGCCAUGGCGGUGCGUACCCCAGGUGCCAUGGCGGUGGGCACCAGCGCCAUGAUUAGCGCGCUGCGCUGGAUCGCGACGAGGGAGGUGGUCGCGCGGCGCAUCGACAAGUGGUUCGCGGCGGCGGCGGCGGCAGCAGAGGAGAGCGACAAGACGGGCACCGGCACCAGCGACACGAAGAGCGAGGGCGUCAGCAAGGCAGAGAGCAAAGGCAUCGCCACAGAGGAGGAGACGGACAGAGUCGCCGCCAUAGCCGCCCAGCGCGAGGAGACGCUGCGCAUCGUGCUCGACGAGCCCUUUUGCCAGGGCGCGACGGCGGCCGUUGAGGAGCUGCGGCUGCUGUCGGACCCGGACUGGGGGUUCCGGCUCGAGGACGUGGCGUACGACCCGGUGCGCAUCUGGCACGGCGCCGAGGACGCCAACGCGCCCAUUGCCGCCAUCCGCUACCUGGCCGAGCGCGUGCCCCAUGCCGUGCUGACCGAAUACUCGGGUGACAGCCACUACACCAUGGCCAAGUACAUUGAGGGCGCGAUGGGGGAGCUGCUCGUGGACGGGGGUUGGAGAAAGGACAGUGGGGAUUCAUGA